UUGCGCGGCCCGCUCCGGCACGAGCUCCCCGAACCGCCCGGGCCGAGAGAGGACACUUCAGGCUUCGCGCUCGCCCGAGCGUCCUGUCAGAGAGACGCGCGCGACAAACUUUUUUUCCCGGAAAACCGACUCGGAGUGGCGCGCGCCGCUACGCAUUUUGCCGGAUUCGGCCCAAAUCGACCCGAAACCGUGCGAGCGAGCCUCGCGACACCGCGUGCACCGGAAAGCCGGAUCAUCACUGAGCACGACGAGGCGACUUCGGCUCGUGCAAAACGCCGUUUAGGCUUUUAAUCGGCUGACGGAUUUGCCCAACUAACACAGUCCUCGCCGCGAGUCCGCGUGACGUUGUGGCUCUUAUUUAGCGUUAAACCUGCUAUAAAUUAAACAGGCGUGAAUGAAAGUGGUGCCGAAAUCACGCCGGGGGUACGCGCGUGCAAAGAGCGUGCCCUAAAAACGGACGCACGCGCCUGCUUUUUGUGCAAAACGCCUAAUUUCGGGUAUUAAAAAUCGAUGCUUUAGUAUGCUGAGGCUCUCUGAGCUUGCUGCAGGAAAGUUGCCAACAGCUCAAACAGGCGUUCGGACCGAACACCGAGCCCCGGUACCGACUGCAGGUCUCAGCAACAUCAACCCACCGCGCGUUAAUGUUAUUAAUCACAACGCAAAGUGAUUCACAAGGUCAUUAUGCGCUCGCGCUUCUGCUCUCGCGCAUUCUUUUGUUCUUCAUCCUGCCCACAAACCCAGCAGCUGGCUGCAAAAGCCCAUCAUGCACAGCUACUUCAGCGCGUGCACUUCCACCCAAAUAAAAAUCACCACUUUUAUCCCUGUUAGAGACUUUAUUUAUUUUUUUAACAUCUCUUUAAACGGGUUGUUUAUUCUCUCUGGACUCUCUCGCUUCAUGUUUUUUAAGCUGCUUGAACGCCAUCUUGGCUCUGUGCGUAGCUGUAAUUACUACUAUACACUUCACUCACGCGCUCUCUUUUCACGCUUCUUCCAUUAAUCACCACUGCAUUAUGGAAGACCACUACUAAUGUUAGCAUUAAAUGCUGGACCCCGAGCAGACUGGUUUCAUUGCGGUGGAGAACUUCACCAGUCUGGCGGAGCAGCAUGAGCUGCAGCUGGACCCCAACAAGCUGGACAUGCUGCUGGCCCUCGUUCAGAGCGACCAGCACGGCCAUGUCUGCUACCAGGAGCUCAUCGAGCUGCUAAACAGUAAGCGCUCCAGUAGUUUCCGGCGCGCCAUCGCUAAUGGACGGCGCACUCUGCAGCGCGAGAUCCUAUUGGACGAGACGGGCCUGGGCGUGUACAAGCGCUUUGUGCGCUAUGUGGCAUACGAGAUCCUCCCAUGUGAGACGGACAGACGUUGGUACUUUCAUCAGAACAGGCUCUGUCCUCCGCCUGUCUUCAUGGCCAUCGUCACCAUAGUGCAGAUUGUGGUGUUUAUGUGUUAUGGGGUGAGGCUCAACAAGUGGGUCCUGCAGACAUAUCAGCCAGACUUCAUGAAGAGCCCACUGGUGUAUCAUCCAGGACACCGAGCCCAAGUCUGGAGAUUCUUCAGCUACAUGUUCAUGCAUGUUGGGUUGGAGCAGCUGGGCUUUAAUGCGCUACUCCAGUUGAUGAUCGGCGUUCCUCUGGAGAUGGUGCAUGGAAUUCUGAGAAUCAGCCUUCUUUAUAUGGCAGGAGUGGUGGCAGGUUCUCUCACCGUCUCCAUCACUGAUAUGCGUGCUCCGGUGGUCGGUGGCUCUGGAGGAGUCUACGCACUCUGCUCUGCCCAUCUUGCCAACGUCGUCAUGAACUGGGCCGGGAUGAAGUGUCCGUACAAGUUACUGCGGAUGAUCCUCGCGCUGGUUUGCAUGAGUUCAGAGGUGGGCCGAGCCGUGUGGCUGCGCUUCUCGCCGCCGUUGCCCUCGUCAGGGCCGCAGCCGAGCUUCAUGGCCCACCUGUCAGGUGCCGUGGUGGGUAUCAGCAUGGGCCUGCUUAUCCUGCGCAGCUAUGAGGAGUCGCUGCACAAGCAGUGCUCAUGGUGGGUCCUCGUCUUCUCCUUCGUCACCUUCCUACUCUUCGCCAUCUUCUGGAACAUCUUCGCCUACGAGCUGUUAGGAGUCCAGAUUCCGCCUCCGCCCUGAUGACACGCCCCCAACUGUUUCUUCACUCCCGGCUGCGGAUGGCCACACAACCUUCAGAAACUGGAUUUCUUGAUGGCCUCACUCCCCUUUUUGUUACAGCUCCGCCCCUUUUUGACCAAUAGUGGACGAAUGGUCCAAACAGGAAGAUUGGAAAUUCUUACAGUGAUUUUCUUUCAGGACUUUUCCUAACGUGUUACUACUUAGACUCUUUAUUUACACGCUCCCACUUGACCACUUCUAAAGCCAGGAGGGGAAAAUAUGAAAGAACUUAAUCACUUUGGUUUAUUUUUGCUCAAUUUUCAUCACCGGACAUCUAAAUCUGUCCUCCUCUGCUUUCAUUUCAAACGUUAUAUUCAGCAGUUUUUGAUUUUAUGAUUUCAAAAUGGUGCGCUAUUAUUUUUAUUGCUGUUACACUGUCUGUUGUUCAGUGUCUUUGGGAAGCUGAAUGGAAAUACAAUUUCAAAAAGUUUCUGAUCCUACACACAUAUACACACACACGCACACGCGCACACACACACACAUAUACAUACUCCAUCUAAAGCCCAGCCUUUCUUGUGCAGCUCUUGCCCUUUAACAUCCUUCACCCUUCAUGACAUCAGAGGGUAAAGUCCUUGAUGUCAGGAUUUGUGAGUCGCCUGGUAACUGUUGCCUUGGUUACUGUCAGCCAACUGCUAUGGUAGCCAUUAUCAAGGUGUCUUCUCAUUGUGGAAUCAAUGGUUAAGGCAACUGAUGGCAAGUAUUUUGUAAAACUCAGAGGAAUUGUAAAGAGCCUACGACUGAAGUAGUAAGUAAAAAAUAUGACCCCUAAAUUUAUCAUUUUUCAUUCAAGCCAGCUGCAAUCGUGAGAACAUUUUGCCAAAACAAUGUCCUGCCUUCGAAAACACUGGGGUGAAGUCCCAGAUGCCAGUAACCACCGUUGAGAAAACAUAAAAUUAGACAUUGUUUAGUUCACAAAAAUACCUCAAUGCAAAGAAGGGUCCCUAAAAAUGAAAAUAAUGUACAGCUGUUGCAGCUAGCUAACAGUCUGCUAGCUCAUGGAUGACUAGCGAGAAAGAAGUCUAGCUAAAUCAACACCCUCAGCUAAAGCCUGAACAGAGUGUCUAUAAACACUUAGCUAACAUUACAAUUUAUUUUCUUACACAAAAUUCAAAAUCAUUCAAAUUUUACAUUUGCCAACCUCACUCACUGCUUGCAGCCUACAUACACUCACAGAGCAUUAUGGGUAGUACACAAUUGUUUGUGUCACCAUCGAGAAAAACUUUGUAACAACCACAAAGCUUGGUAAAAUGUAUUCUGUGUUCUUGCGUUUGAGAUGUUUUUUUGUUUGUUUGUUUGUUUGUUUGUUUUUUAUGGCUGAUAUAGUAAGAAUGCUAGCGUUUGGGACAGACCCUACAUGGGCAUUUUUCACUCUUAAGGUUGCAAGAUAUCAGGAAAUCUCGUCCAUGUGAGGAUUUCUGAAGGCCUUACACUACAAAGUACUCAAUUCUGCAGUGCCAAGUUACCAUUCGCUAAGCUGCUAAUGUCAAAUUGUAUAUUCAACAAUAUUGAAUAUCUUUAUUUUUGUUUACGUUCCUAACUUCGCCGUGGGGGCGGUUGUGGGGUUGUUAUAUGAGACGGGAGCUGGGUGGGGAAGGUUGGGUGGUAGGGGGGGAUGUAGACCUUUUUGAAAAGCACGACAACGUUGCAGGUGUGUGCUGUUGUGAACUUUCGUGCCAUAAGUUGUAUAUUUCUAUUUGUACCUCUAUUUAUUCCAGUCAUCGUUCUGUGCUUGCGGCUUCUGUGCGUCGAGCUGUGUGAUGAUGAUGCGAGAUGUGCUUUAAAACAACGCAGCACCUCAAACACACAUUAUAGUCAAGUCCUUGUGGACUACAAAAAGGAUCAAUUGCAACGAAUAUUGGUGGAUCCUUUUCACUAUUCUCUGAGGCAUAGUCCCUAGCCAAGAUGAAAUGCUGGAGGGUGAUUUGGGACAACACCACAGUAAGCACAAACCUGCAGUCCUUAUUCUCAUAAUGCAUACAUGAUUAAUUAAUCUAUGAUGUCAGGGAGGACCACUUUUGAUUUAAGGGAGGACCAUCAUUGAUGUUGGAUAGGGCCAUCGAUGAUCUCAACUAGGACCACCACUGAUGUCUGUGAAGACCACCGCUGACAUCAGCUAGGACUGCCGUUAAUGUCAGCUAGGACCACUGCUGAUGUCAGGGAGGAUGCCUGUUGACGGAAGACCAUUCUUGGGGAAGACCACGGGUGUCAGGGAAGACUACCGUUGGUGUCAGAGAAGACAGACAUUGAUGUCGGGGAGGACCACUGCUGAGGUCAGGGAGGACCACUGUUGAUGACAGAUAGGCCCACUACUGACGUCAGAUAGGACAACCUCUGAUGUCAGGGAAGACCACCGUUGAUGUCAGAAAGGACCACCAUGGAAUUAUAGCAGACCAUGAUAAUAAAAAAUGCUAUUUCCUGAAGCAGCGCACUUGAUAUUUAAGCUUGUGUUAACUUACAGUGUGAUAUUUAGUCAAACAUUUAUCCUACCAUGAUUUUUUUUAUACCCGUAAGCAAGAUUAGCAUUUAGCUAUCAGGUGAGAAUUCCUCCUUAGUCAUAGACCAGCUAAGUCUGACCCCAAGUUGGUCUCAAUUUCAACAUGCCGGGCUCAAUAUUCGUUGCAAUUGAUCUCCUAUUUAUCAAAGCCCUGGAGACACCAAACCCGAGGCUUCUAUCCGAUCCGUUGAUCUACUCAUUGCCGGAGUUAGAGUGUGUAGUUGGAACACUGUGUGGCUGUGAAUUUAUUGUAGGGCGCUGUGUGGAGAGUUAGGAAGGGAAAGGAUCAUGAAUCUUCAUCCGAGAGCACGAAAGGCCUAUAAGGAAGAUGAAACUGAAAGAUUGUGAAAUGAGGGACAAGGGAGAAGCGAGAAGUAGGAAGAUGAUUAACAGCAAGAAGGUGAGGAAAAAGAUGAAAAAAGAAGGUGGAAUAUACUAUAAAAACAUUAUAUUUUUAAAAAGUUGUUAAUUGAUCCUGAGAGAAACCAGAGUAGCACAUCAGACUGUUCUAGCAGACUGUUCCUAAUUUUUAAGGAAAGAUGUGUAAGUGUCUGUUUUGGCAUGUGUUAGAGGCUGUCAAUCUGAGUGUGUUCCAGUACUGGUUUAACACCCACUUGUCAACUUCCCUUUGCAAUUUUGCCUUGGUUGAGAGGUGUUAGACGUCUGAAAUGGGAAGUUUUAGGAAAGACGAUACAAGAGGCUAAAUAAAGACAAGAUCCGGGCUGCGUUUCAGUGUAAUUUUUAGCAUGCCCUUGUUGACUUCCCCAGGUAAUUUUUUUUCCUUAGGAAAACCCCUGUGUACAUCUUAAUGGGCAUUAUGCAGUAGUAUUUCAGCUAAGUCAGCACAACUUGAGUUUGUUAGGUGAGCUGUUUCAGGCAACCUGGCUGUAGAUAUCAGGAGUAGAACAUUGAAAUCUGAUUUCCUUUUCCAAAAAAAUGUCAGACAGUGCUGUUUCCAGAUGUAAAUAGGUGCAAUAAAUUAUAUAAGAUUUCAAAAACAUGGUCAGCACUAUUAGAAGUAAAGGUGAAAUCUAGAACCCUAAAGGAUUUCUCAGUUUAUCCCACUGGGAAAACCCUCAAAAUUUCUAUGUAGAACAGAGAGGUCCCUAUCCCUUGUCCCUAUCAGAGAGAACCCUUAUAAUAUACAAGGAGGAACCCUGGAGGAACUCCAAGAGUUUACUCCCUCUAUAUAUUAGUUUGAAAGAAGUUCUUACUAGAAUUCAUGCUAGCAAGUAAAAUUGAAAAAAACUAAAAUACACGUUGUUUGGUUCACAAAAAUACACACAAAGAAGAGUCAGUAAAAAUCAAAAUACCCUAACUAGCAACUAGCUAAUAAUCUGAUAGCUCACAGGCUAACUAGUGAGAUAGAAAGCCUGACAGAACACUGUCUUUAAACAAAUAUGACCUGUAACUUUGUUACCAUAGCUAGCUUUACACUGUAUUUUAUUAUACAAUCAUUCAAAUUUUACAUUUACAUUUAUAUUUUGUGUAAAGAUCUAGUAGGAGGCCAGCUAGCACUAGCACAUAGGCUUGUUAGCAAACUGAUAUAACUGUUUUAAAGUAAACAGCAUCAACCACAUUGCUGCCAAAGCGCUGUCGAGUGUGUGCUGUAGGUUGUACUUCCGUAUGUAAAUACCAGUUAAUAGAAAGAUAUCUUAGCCAAAUUGUCCCCUCAAUAUAUCUCACCAUAAAUAUCUUCACCAAUAUUUAUAUUUAGAAAGAUGAACAAAACUUCACCAUGUACAUUCUUAAGAAAAUAAGCGCUCCUCAAGGGUUCUACAUGGAACUAGCACAUGGGAUAAUUAGCAGGUUGAAAUGACUCAUUGUUUUGAAGUAAACAGCUUCAACUACAUUGCUCGAGUAAUGAGUGGAAGUCAACAAGGGUGUAUAUUGGCACUUAAGUCUUUUUCACUAGAGGAGGUGUCUCAAUUUACUGUCGUCUCCUGUGGAAUUCUGGGAUGUAACUGUUAGGCCUCUGUUUUAUCUGGAAGCUCCGUCUACAUUAAACCACAGCCAAUAACUGCCGUUGUUUCUCAGAGCCAGACCUCCAAACUGAACCGAUGCUGUUGGCGCUGCUGUAGUUGUUGAUUACAAAGAUGCAUGUUGCUAUGAGCUCAUCACUCUGCUCCUCUCUGUGCUGCCAUCUUACCUGUAGUCCAUAUGCCAAUUUGUAGUCCAAACACAAACUUCCAAAUGGUGCCAAGAAACGACGACUCGUUUCAAUGAAAAAAAAAAAAUCCAGUUUACAGACUGAAGCUUUGGAAAAAAAAUGUAUUGCUAAGCGUCUAUUUUAUUCCAGUGGGAUCAAAGAUGAAAAGAGAUGUAUAUAUAUGUAGUUUAUAUGAAAUUCAUUGAGUUUCAUGAUGUACUUUUUAAAUGUCUGAAGCUGAGACAUUUUCUAUUGCUGUUUUUUCUGUUUUUUUUUUCUUCCUUUGUACUGUUUUUCAUUGUAUCUGCUUUCAUUUUCCAGCUGUGAGGAAUAAAGAACCAAGCUGUGACUCUGAA
Pangasianodon hypophthalmus (striped catfish) is the source of this 7161-nucleotide messenger RNA. It is a transcript of the gene rhbdl1, whose product is annotated as rhomboid, veinlet-like 1 (Drosophila). The record is from RefSeq and is a predicted model, not a curated record. Gene Ontology annotation, cellular component: membrane. The coding region runs from base 1041 to 2123 and encodes 360 amino acids. The transcript is spliced from 8 exons. Lineage: Eukaryota; Metazoa; Chordata; Actinopteri; Siluriformes; Pangasiidae. Gene Ontology annotation, molecular function: serine-type endopeptidase activity.